This is a messenger RNA of Trematosphaeria pertusa, 1302 nucleotides long. RefSeq lists its product as uncharacterized. The record is from RefSeq and is a predicted model, not a curated record. The transcript is spliced from 2 exons. The annotation marks the transcript as partial. Lineage: Eukaryota; Fungi; Ascomycota; Dothideomycetes; Pleosporales; Trematosphaeriaceae.
CGUUUCUAUGAGCCACUGGUCCUGUUAUACACGCUAGGCAGAACGAGGGGCGAGCAUACAUGUGCUGUACUUUCCACCCAAGAGAAUGUUUCUCACCUGCCACUCAAAGAGUUGAGACGGAAAUUCCUUAGCGAACUGGCGUACGCAUGCGAUUACGACAAAGGCGGUGACACGGUCACGGCUAUUGGACUGGAAUCCACCCCGCAACGGUAUAUCUUUUGGGUGGCUUCGAACUCCUGUCCGAGGAGGAAAAUCAUACCGUUCCUACGGUCACUCCUAGCCAGAUUAAAACAUGUGUCAGACGAGUCAGCCCAGUUGCCACCGGAAGGGCCAGUGGAUAUAGCUACACUUUGCAUACACUUUGCAAGUCCAAGGAUCAAGAAAUACAGGAGUCAUCUAAGCCCGUUGCUGCGAAGGUGCCAAGGGUAUCUUGCCGAAACAGAACGAAAGGAUGGUACCAAUCCCAAGGAUGCUGACAUCCACUCUUUAGUAACUGGCCUUGCUGAAUGGCUACAAAUUUGGGAGUGCCAACUUAGCCCCAUAGACUUGUGCCGUCUCGCGUACGAAAACCGGAAGUCUGACUUCAUGCGCACACUAGCAAAACUGAGCAUGGAACCUACCUACAAGAGUAACGAAGACGCCAUACACCACGCUUUUGGUUUACUAAGGCAUUACAUCGGACGACUUGCACAUCACAUAAGAGCGGUCGACACGCUACUCUCUUGUGCAUCCAGACUUUCGGAAUUGCUCUACGACUUUGAAGUCCGCAGUAUCCCUACUCCAGCCAAAUCCGCGCUGCCUCCAACCGACGCAAUGACACGGCUAGAAAGCAUUAUAGUCCGCAUGUUACCCGCAAAGUCUCCAGACCUUGACCGCUAUCAACAAGCCCUCAUAGAGAUGGACGUUAAGUACCAACUAUCUGGACGGUUUCUCGCGAGUUACACGGACCACAAUUUGAGACCGCGCGUUCACGCUGAGAUUCAAGUCCUGGAGCAUUUCUUUGCUAAUAAAUUCUCCUUUGCGGCCGGUGACCCAUACAUCGCGUGUAGCAAGCCGGCGUGCUUUUGCUGCCUUCUCUACUUCCGAAACCAUCCGGGCCACUUCGUAGAGCCAACCUCUCAUCGCAAGAUAUACUUGAAUUGGCGACCGCCCGAUCCAAACUCUGAAGACGGUAUUAUUAGCCAGAGACGCCAAAGAGACAUUCUGAAUGCCAUGACCCAAGACAUUCGAAAGGAGGCUCUGCGGCAGAUUGAUGAAAAAGCCGCGCCAAAAGCCUGGCACCCCGAUUCAAUCACUGGAAUC